Molecule: messenger RNA, 214 nt
Organism: Loa loa (African eye worm)
Lineage: Eukaryota; Metazoa; Nematoda; Chromadorea; Rhabditida; Onchocercidae
Exons: 2
Source: RefSeq, a predicted model, not a curated record
GCCAAACGUUGAGAAGUUGGGAUGCACUUGGCUCUUUAUUCAUAUUGUGAUGAGAGGCUGUGACAACUACCAGGUUGAAUCAUAUAACGAUAUGGAUGGCAAAAAUUUUGCCUGGAAGAACAUGCGGAAUUCUUUAUUUCAAUCGUCGAACUCCACUUGGCGUGAUGUCCUUACUGAUGCAAAAAAAGGAGAAUGUAACAUUUGGGAAAGUUAG